Sabethes cyaneus is the source of this 1200-nucleotide messenger RNA. RefSeq names its product T-box-containing protein TBX6L-like. The transcript is spliced from 5 exons. Gene Ontology annotation, biological process: regulation of transcription by RNA polymerase II; positive regulation of DNA-templated transcription; heart development. Gene Ontology annotation, molecular function: DNA-binding transcription factor activity, RNA polymerase II-specific; RNA polymerase II cis-regulatory region sequence-specific DNA binding. The record is from RefSeq and is a predicted model, not a curated record. The coding region runs from base 1 to 1200 and encodes 399 amino acids. Lineage: Eukaryota; Metazoa; Arthropoda; Insecta; Diptera; Culicidae. Gene Ontology annotation, cellular component: nucleus.
AUGACAGAGUUAAUGGAUUUAAGAAUGCAUCACCAUCUCGCUCUCCAGACAGAGAUCUAUCGGCAGCAAAUGUUGCAGCGUUUACCAGACCCCUAUCCUACGAUGUUACCGGUGCCAGCACCAAGACCACUGAUGCUGCCGCCACGCUUUCCGUUGCCGACGGAGGUGGACACCAAGCUACAGAACCGAGAGCUGUGGAGUCAGUUUCAUCGCAUCGGAACCGAGAUGAUCAUAACCAAGAGUGGACGCCGUAUGUUUCCGUCAAUGCGUCUUUCAAUCAAUGGCCUUGAAGCGGAGGAAAACUACUGCGUUCUCAUCGAAAUGGUUCCCAUCAGUGAUUGCCGUUUCAAGUUCAGCGGAUCUCAGUGGGUUCCGGCUGGCGGUGCUGAACCACAAAGUCCCCAGCGCAUGUACCUGCACCCGGACAGUCCGGCACUCGGUUCUCACUGGACUUCCCAGCCGGUUGUUUUCAACAAAGUCAAAUUAACCAACAAUACGCUGGACAGUAACGGACAUAUUGUUCUGACUAGCAUGCACAAAUACCAGCCACGAAUUCACAUAAUCAAGACUUCGGAUCCCUCGCAAAUACCAUGGUCCCCACAGUCGGCUUUCACCUUCCCGGAGACUGAGUUCGUUGCCGUCACCGCUUAUCAGAACGAUCGCAUCACCAAGCUGAAGAUCGACAACAACCCAUUCGCGAAGGGAUUCCGGGAAACAGGUCAGUCGCGCUGCAAGCGAAAAGCUGGCCUUAUGAACGCCAGCUCUCGUUCGGUCGACGAUUCCGAAGAAUCGGGCGGAGAAUCCGGUCCAGAACUGAAGCGCCAACGAACAAAUAGCGGCUCUUUGGACGAUAGUGACAUUUCAGUGAGUGAUUCGUCCAGUGGUACCAGCUCUCCGGUCAAUGUAGACGAUCUCCAUCGCAAUCCGCACGAGGAUAUGAUUCGGCCACAUCCCUACCACCAUAUGCUAAAUCCUGCGGGAAUGGCUGCCUCGGCGGCUGCUGCCAGCUGGAUGGAUCUGAUGUUCCCGUACUUCCAGCAACCACACCACCCUCUGCCAUUUUCCCACAGUCACCAUAAUCUGCACCAGCAUCUGUCCGUGUUGCCAGCGUCACCCGGCAGAUCCGUCGAGAAAUCCGUGGAUUGCUCCGGGAAAAAGCUAGGUUUCAGCAUAUCCGCCAUUCUUGGCUACGACCGGUAG